CCGCACCCGCCGCAGCAGCACCCGCAGAAUCAGGCGCACCGGGGCGGCCACCGCGGCCGGUCUUCGGCAGCCUCCUCCACCGCCGCCGCCGCCGCGUCCUCGGCGUCCUGCUCGCGCAGGCUUGGCCGGCUGCUCAACUUUCUCUUCUACCUCACCCUGGUGGCGGCGGCCGCCUUCUCUGGUUGGUAUGUCCAUCAUGUCCUGGAGGAGGUCCAGCAGGUUCGGCGCGGCCACCAGGACUUCUCCCGUGAGAGGGACGAGCUGGGCCAGAGCCUGCAGGGCGUCGAGCAGAAGGUACAGUCUCUGCAAGCCACGUUUGGGACUUUUGAAUCCAUCCUGAGGAGCUCGCAGCAUAAACAGGACCUCACAGAGAAAGCUGUGAAGGAAGGGGAGAGCGAGAUCAACCGUAUCAGCGAGGUCCUGCAGAAGCUGCAGAACGAGAUCCUCAAAGACCUGUCGGACGGAAUCCACGUGGUAAAGGAUGCCCGAGAGCGUGACUUCACGUCCUUGGAGAACACGGUGGAGGAGCGCCUGACGGAGCUCACCAAGUCCAUCAAUGACAACAUCGCCAUCUUCACCGACGUUCAGAAGAGGAGCCAGAAGGAAAUAAAUGACGUCAAGAUGAAGGUUGCCUCUCUGGAAGAAUCUAAGGGCGAUCGCAGUCAGGACCUGAAGAUUCUGGAGAAAGCCCUGAAGGAGGUACAGGCCUCUGUGAAGUCCAGGGAGAGGGACAUUGAAGCCCUGCAGAGUUCCCUUCAGACCAUGGAGUCUGAUGUCUACACAGAGGUCCGGGAGCUAGUGAGCCUCAAGCAGGAACAACAGGCGUUCAAGCAGGCGGCCGACUCCGAACGCCUGGCUUUGGAGGCCCUCACGGAGAAGCUUCUGCGAUCUGAAGAGUCCUCCUCGCGCCUCCCAGAGGACAUCAGGAGACUGGAAGGGGAGCUGCAGCAGCUGAAGGCCCAGGCCCAUGGGGCAGAGGAGGCCAUCGUCUUUAAAGACUCCAAAGCGGUGGAUGAACUCCAGAGGCAGAUUGAGGGCCUAGGUGCCAGGCUCCAGUAUGUGGAGGACGGGGUGUACUCUAUGCAGGUGGCUUCUGCACGCCACACCGAGAGUCUGGAGUCGCUCCUAUCCAAGAGCCAGGAGUACGAGCAGCGUCUGGCUAUGCUGCAGGAGCAGCUGGAGAGCCUGGGGUCCUCCUCCAAUCUGGCCAGUACAGUGAGGAGCCUGGGGGAGGCCCAGCUGACGAUGGCCAGCGACGUGAAGGAGCUGCAGCGCAGCGUGGGCGAACUCCCCAGCACCGUGGUGUCGCUGCGAGAACAGGUACACUCGCUGCUCAGCCAGGACCAAGCCCAGGCCACGCCUCCCCAGGACGUCUUGGACAGGCUCUCUUCCCUGGACAGCCUGAAAUCCUCCGUGAGCCAAGUGGAGUCGGACUUGAAAAUGCUCAGGACUGCCGUGGACAGUCUGGUUGCCUACUCUGUCAAAAUCGAGAGGAAUGAGAACAGCCUGGAGUCGGCCAAGGGCUUGCUGGAUGACCUAAGGAACGACCUCGAUAGGCUGUUUGUGAAAGUUGAAAAGAUUCAUGAAAAGAUCUAAAUGAACUGCGUGUGCAGGGCGGGCACAGAUUUAUAGUCCAGUUUCUUACGACCAAAAACAAA
Molecule: messenger RNA, 1658 nt
Organism: Myodes glareolus (Bank vole)
Lineage: Eukaryota; Metazoa; Chordata; Mammalia; Rodentia; Cricetidae
Gene: Ckap4
Product: cytoskeleton associated protein 4
Cellular component (GO): rough endoplasmic reticulum
Source: RefSeq, a predicted model, not a curated record